Molecule: messenger RNA, 1709 nt
Organism: Drosophila nasuta
Lineage: Eukaryota; Metazoa; Arthropoda; Insecta; Diptera; Drosophilidae
Product: phospholipase A1 VesT1.02
Exons: 6
Coding region: 277-1395 (372 amino acids)
Biological process (GO): lipid catabolic process
Molecular function (GO): serine hydrolase activity; lipase activity
Source: RefSeq, a predicted model, not a curated record
UCGGCCAGAACAGAGCGUUGUUGUCGGUAAUGCCAAAGUAAAUGCGAAAGGCGGCACCCAAAUAAGAGUGAAUGUGUUAUUGCUGUUUGUUUUAUUGCUCUGCCAAUGCCGAAGCGUCUAUCAAAAACAAAUACGAAAUUUAAAUAGUUAUCAAAGUGCGAUAUAUAUUUUGCGAUUUUGUUGAUGUGUGAAGUUCAUUGAACGUCUAUAUCCACUGGCCCUGCCUGAUAAAAAUCAACAAAACGGUGAUAAAUAUAACUUCAAGUUGAAUUUGCAAUGAUUUUACCAACUGCCUCAACAUUGUGCAAUGUAUUUACAUUUUUGCUCGCGGGCUCUCCAAUCUUCUACAGUGCCGCACCGCGUGGCAGCUGCAGCAGCUGCUGCACGAUACGCGAACGUGAGGACAUCAAGUUUCUGUUAUACACAAGAAAAAACCGCAUCGCGCCACAGCAGCUACAACUGAGCGAUGAGGCGCGACUGGCGCGAAGCAAUUUCAAUUUCAAUUACCCGCUGGCCAUCUAUCUACACGGCUUCUCUGAGUCGGCCACCGGGGAAAAGCAGAGCAGUCAGCAGCUAAAGGAUGCUUUUCUGCGGCGCGGUAACUACAAUGUGAUACUGGUCGACUGGAGCGCCAUGGUGACAGUGCCCUGGUACUCCAAUGCUGUGGAGAAUCUACCCGUGACGGCACGCUAUCUGGCCCGCUUCCUGCGCUAUCUGGUGACCAGUGGGUAUGCCGUGAAGCAUAUUCAUUUGAUUGGUUUCAGCCUGGGGGCCGAGGUGGCAGGCUUUGCUGGCAAGCAGCUGCAGGAGUGGGGCAUCAAGCUGACUAGGAUUACGGCAUUGGAUCCGGCAUUGCCGCUCUUCGAGGGCAACAGUUCCAAUCGCCGACUGAGUCCAAAGGAUGCUCGCUUCGUGGAUGUCAUACACACUGAUGGCGGCAUUCUGGGCAAUCCCACGGCCAUGGGACAUGCGGACUUCUACCCGAAUGGCGGGCGACCUUUGCAGCCGGGCUGUGCGCGCCAGGAGAUCGCCAAUAAUCGCUGGUUGAACAUCAUUAUUGGCUGCAGUCAUCAGCGAGCCUGGGAGUACUUUGAGGAGAGCAUCCAGCAACCUUUGGCCUUUCCCAGCGAACGCUGCGAGCCAUCGCAAAAUGUUGCCAACUGCGGCACUGGCUACGAACGUGCCUACAUGGGCUACGGCGCAGAUCCGAGACUGCGCGGCAAGUUUUAUCUGGAGACGAACGAUGCCAAGCCAUUUGGCAGGCACAGGCAGAGCCCAGGAGCAGCAUCCACUGCGCCUCAGCUGCCCAUCUCGUAUAAAAUGCCAGUGAACACCACAAGGGAUCUGCAGGAGGAUGACAACAACAUGCUGAGCAACAACAUCGCAUUGACGUGACAAAAUGUCGAAAACAACCAGACGGAAACUGCACCUCCUUCCCUCCAUUCAGUGUCUAUCUUUUCAUCAUGCUCCUUCGGCUUCUCCUCAGCCGUCCUUUCAACACGAGAUUUAUGUGAGCUGCGUGAUUUUGGACGUUCACUUACGCAAAGUUGAAGGUUCCCCACAGUUAACUCUCUAGUUGUAGUAGUUGUAAUUCGUAGUCGUAGUUGUAACUUAUGUAAGUUGUUGUAAGUUCUCUUGUGAUCUGUCUUAUAAGUAUUGUUAGCACGUAAGCAGCGUUUCUUUGCUCUCUAUUCACUUUUUCGCACAUA